This is a messenger RNA of Brassica rapa (field mustard), 4449 nucleotides long. Its product is annotated as mechanosensitive ion channel protein 9. Gene Ontology annotation, molecular function: mechanosensitive monoatomic ion channel activity. Gene Ontology annotation, biological process: detection of mechanical stimulus; transmembrane transport; monoatomic anion transport. Lineage: Eukaryota; Viridiplantae; Streptophyta; Magnoliopsida; Brassicales; Brassicaceae. The record is from RefSeq and is a predicted model, not a curated record. Gene Ontology annotation, cellular component: plasma membrane.
AAAAAAACUCAAAAGACUGUGUGUUACAUUGGGUGCUUUUUAAAAAAAAAUAAAAGUGUUUGAAUUAUUAGAGUACACAAGACAGGCCCACGACAAUACCAACAAGCUCAUUUCUAUGUUAUAAAUCCACGUGUGUUAGGGUUCCUUUGCAAGUGAGUUAGUAGUAUAAAUAGGAUUGUAAUGUGUUGUGACAAAGUAACUUUGCUGCCUUGAAAGGCAGCCUCACUUCUCCUUAAUGAAAUAUCAAUUUAAGUUCUUGUGUUCUUGGUGACAAAGCUAAAGCUUCUUCUCUUCUUUACUUUCUUGUUCAAUAAAGCUUUAAUAAGCUAUCUCCAUUUCUGUUUAAAUAAAGCUCUAUGAGCUCAAUCUUUCUAGUUUCAUAAACACUUACAUGAAUGUGAAUAAAGAAUAACCUAAUGAAAGACUAUCCUAACUGCUUAUUCUUGAUCCAAACCAGGUCAUUGUUGAUCAUGAUGUCUCUACAGUUAUGGAUUGAAUGAAUAUGAAAAAUGGAUGGUUCUCUACAUAUUAGUCACAAAUUUUGGUUUUCAACUUGUUAUGUCUAAGACCAACCAUGCAGUGGUCCUGAGCAUAGCGAUUAGCGAAGUAAAACAUUGGUCUAUGGUCACCAAAUAUUUUUUAACAAGUUAUAUUGAAGAAGAUUUUCAUAUUGUUAGAUAAGAUACAAUAUUUAUAUAAAAAAUUUAUUUUGUUAAAAACUUACUAAUAUGUUUAUGCCCGCCAAUAUUUCAGGGACGCCCCUUCCAUGCGAAUAAUCAUAUGUCGGUGUAUAUGACAUAAAGAAGUCUUCUUUGGUUGGUUGAAGGAGGCUUUUGAAAAGGAAAGACAAUUUAUCAUAGUGUUACUAUUAUCAUCCUAUCUCAUUUUUGGAUCUCUCAACCAAUUUGUGAUCGAUCCAUUUUUGUCAGAAUGGCCUUAUCAAAGAAUUCUUAUAACGUAUAUCGUAUUCACAACUUUUUUUCUCCUUUCAUUAUUCACCAAACUGUGUAGCUUUUCUAUCCAUGUUUUUCUUCUUUUAAACGUAGAGCGCAUCACUUUAAUAAAAUGAGAAUGAUCUGUAAUAUUCGUUUCAUCAUGCAAAUUUGGUACGAUGGAGAUACGGCAACCGCUAUUUUUAGAAAAUACUGAUUUUAAUACUACAUAAAAACAAAAUAUAGGAAACAAAUUAUAUAGACCAUCGCUGGACAUAAGAAAAAUGUGUAAAUAUAUUAAGAUUAAGACAAAAUUAAUUCAAUGAUGUUACGUUUCUAAUUAUUAACUUCUGGUCGGAAGCAUAUUAUGGGACUCGUCUCUGAAACGUGAAAACCAACGCGGUUCUUUCUGUUUUAUUAGUGCCGAUUUGUCUUGUUCUGUAUCAGUCUUGAACUCGUUUCGUUUAUAAAACGCACGUAAAAUGUAGUUCAUACUUUGUAAUACAGGGACUAAAGUUUCAAGAUCACUCGUUGCUUCAGCUCUCUAGCUAGUGUCCUUGUAAGAUCUUCUAUUCACUCUCUUUUGCCAUCGUAGUGUAAUCUUCUUUUAGCCUGUUCUUGUUUGUUUCUAGUAGCCAGAACUGGUCAUGGGCAAAGCCGAAUUAAACAUUGGUCUUUUAGUCCCAACAAGUUUUUGAAAAAAAAUUAUAUAGGCCCUCAAUUUUGUAAACUAUCUUGUAGCAUCUGCAUAGUUUUGUUAUUUUGACUCGAGAGCUGAGUUUGGUACCAGAUGCUGAUUAUUUUGUUGAUAUUAGUUCAUUUACUUGGAACAAAUGGUUUUUUUCUUGCAUACAUCUGUUCUUGACUUGUAUACGGGUUUGUGGUUGAACUAAUAAUUGGUACGUUUUACGAGAAUUUUAUUUCUUAGGAUUUGGUCCAGCUUUUGGGCUCUUUCUAGAGCCAUUGGCUUCAAAUCGCGUCGCAAACUUAUUGGCUGGAGGUGACUUAGAGAUGGCAGAGAGGAGAACCAGCAACGGAGGAGACGUUGUUAUCAAUGUUCCAGAGAAAGAAGGAUUUAAAGAUUCAGCACCAUCACCUUCUUCACAUGUACCGGCUUCACCAAACUCAGACACGGUGACAACCAAACUACAGCCGUUAACCAUUCUCCUUCCUGAAAUCAACAAAUUCUCUGGCAGCGUUCAUAAGCCGCCUAAGAUUCCAAGUCCCGUCACCGAAGGUCUAACUCGUAGGAGAUCUCUUUCGAGGUCAGUUUACUCCAAGUCCAACUCAAGGUUUGGUCAACAACAAUCUUACCGUUUUGACAAGACUAUAGUCGAGGAAAAUUCUGGAACCCCUACGGAACCGUUUGGUUCUGCUUCAUUUUCAAAGCCUUCUCUUCACAAGGCUUCCCCUAGUAACAAAUCGAAUAAAAGCACUAGCUCAGUAGCCCUGAGUAAGGUUGAUGAGGACGAAACUGAUGAACAUGAAGAAAUCUACAAAAGGGUUAAACUACACCAAGUGAAGCGUAGAGGAAUAAGACCUCUAGCUCUUCUUGAGCUACUAGUUUUUGUGGCUAUUCUCACCACGUUGGUUGUGUGUUUAACUAAUGGUUCGGUGAAGAAGCAUCGCAUUUGGGGUUUAGAAGUCUGGAAAUGGUGCGUCCUUGUGAUGGUGACGAUAAGUGGCAUGUUCGUGACAAACUGGUUCAUGCAUUUCGCGGUGUUCAUCAUAGAAAGAAACUAUCUCCUACGUAAAAAGGUCUUGUACUUUGUCCAUAGUUUGAAGAAGAACGUUCAAGUCUUCAUCUGGUUCGGUCUGAUCCUGGUUGCUUGGGUGUUUUUAUUCGAGGAUGACGAUAAACGCUCUCGCAAGGCCAAGAAGUUUCUCGACGCUAUAACUUGGACUCUCGUCUCCCUUCUCGUAGGUUCAGCCAUUUUCUUGGUGAAGACGUAUGCAUUGAAAGUUCUUGCUUCGAAGUUCAACGUCAGAAACUUCUUUGAGAGAAUUCAAGAAUCUGUCUUCCACCAAUACGUACUCCAGACUCUCUCGGGACCUCCGCUUAUAGAAGAGGCAGAGAGAGUUGGACGUGAGCCAAGCACUGGCCACCUUAGCUUCACUAGCACCAAUGGAACGGUGGAAGAGAAGAAAGUGCUUGAUAUGGGUAAGGUUCACAAGAUGAAACAAGAGAAGGUCUCGGCUUGGACAAUGAGAGUUUUGAUUGAAGCUGUGGGAGCUUCAGGUCUCUCAACCAUAUCUCAUACUUUAGAUGAGUCUAGCAAUCGGAAGAAGAGAUCUGAUAAAGAGAUUACUAAUGAGAUGGAGGCUGUGGCUGUAGCUUAUGAUAUUUUCAACAAUGUUGCUCAGCCAAACUCGAGUUACAUAGAGGAAGAUGACUUGCUGAGAUUCAUGAUUAAGGAAGAGGUAGACCUUGUACUCCCAUUGAUAGAAUGUUCCGAGACCGGAAAAAUCACACGUAAAGCUUUUACAGAAUGGGUGAUUAAAGUUUACACAAGUCGGAAAGCGUUAGGGCACUCACUGAACGACACAAAAACAGCGGUUAAGCAGGUGGACAAGAUUUUGACUGGAGUCUUGUCUGUUAUCGCUUUCAUCAUUUGGUUGAUACUUAUGGAUAUAGCAACGACCAAGUUCUUGGUGGUGUUCUCCUCACAAUUUGUUGGUCUUGCCUUUAUGAUCGGAAGCACUUGCAAGAAUAUAUUUGAAUCCUUUGUGUUUGUCUUCGUGAUGCACCCUUAUGACGUCGGUGAUCGUUGCAUUAUCGACGGCGUUGUUUUGUUGGUUGAAGAGAUAGAUCUGUUAACUACUGUGUUCCUCAAGAUUGACAACGAGAAGGUGUUCUAUCCAAACGCAACUUUGAUAUCGAAACCAAUAAGCAAUUUCUACAGAAGUCCAGAUAUGGGAGAUGCAAUAUUAUUCUCCAUCGCAUUCUCAACGCCAGCGGCGAAAAUUGCCACUCUCAAGGAAACUAUAUCAGAAUAUUUGGUGCAGAAUCCGCAAAAUUGGUAUCCUAAUUUCCUUUUCUUGGUGGAUGCCAUUGAGAACGUGAACAAGCUGAACUUGAAUCUGAUCGUCACACACACCAUCAACUUCCAACACUUCACAGAGAAGAGGCUCAGGAGAACUGAGCUGGUCAUCGCGGUUAAAAGAAUCCUCGAGGAGCUUGAGAUCGAGUACACCUUACUUCCUCAAGAUGUUCAUCUCAUUGGUCACAAAUGAUCAUUUCCUUUUUCUCCUUUUGCAUGUAUUAAUUCCACUUGUACUUGUUAUUAGCGCAUGAUUUGCUUCGGUUUAAUUGUACUCAAGAACUCGGUUUAACAUUUUCAGUAUUGAUUUGUUAAUGGAUUUAAACCAUUAAGCACUAUAUAUUAAGUGAAAUAAUCUGAUUUCUAGAUUUGGUGUGGACAAUUACCAAUAACAAAGCGAAUAUAUUGAUGAGGAAGAUGUUUCUUAGUAAGCAACAUAGUUUCUCAAACAAACUAAACCGGAAUAACUUGAGGAA